This is a messenger RNA of Pimephales promelas (fathead minnow), 3752 nucleotides long. Lineage: Eukaryota; Metazoa; Chordata; Actinopteri; Cypriniformes; Leuciscidae. The record is from RefSeq and is a predicted model, not a curated record.
UACAGGAAGUAGCUGAAGGGUGACACAGGGAGCAAGCAUAUAUCAAGCCCAUCUUCCUGUGUGAUAAAUCUGAGAGUUCCUCUGUGACCGAAGUCUUGGGAGGCUCCUUCACUGGUGGCUUGUUUAUGGCUUAAGAGUUGUUGCUGAUUUAACUGUGGUUGCUCACCGGUGGGGAACCCAUGAGCGGCUGCCUGGAUUGCUCCCCACAUCUGCUUACGCUGCAAAAUCGCAGCGCUGCCAUUACCACCACUGGAGUAAUUACUACGCCUGACACGCAGGGGCCGUCUAAUGCAUGUCAGAUGAGGGCCGAUGGUUAGGAUUCGCUGUCAGCUGCGUCUCUCGACAGAAACCAAUAUCCCUGAGUUUCAUUUUUACUCUUUGUUGACUGAACAUUCAGGAAAUCCCCUGCUUUUUCAACAAACAACAAGGAUAAUGUAAUGAAUUUUGUCUGUUUUAGACAUGGAAAAGUCUGUGGCUUUUCGCUGAAGAUUUCAAAAACAAGUCGCUUCGGAAGAUGCCAUUCAAAACAAACACUGAGGGCUUGUUUUCAGGAGGCAUUCAAGAAACGCUAGGAGACAUACUCACGGCGAGAUGAGGUUUUGGUGGUUUUCAGAGAUAUUUUUGGGACUUUGCCACAGCUCAGGAAGAGAUUGGAAGGCCUGCAGCUGACCUCUCCGCUGUGAUAAAGCCGCCUCACCGCUCUCUCUCUCUCCUCUUGCCCUGACUGUGUCAACGGAUCAAGCCAAGGAGGACAGGAAGAUACGUCUACGCUUCCCAGAUAGUAUUGCCCAGAAGUGGGUGAGAGGUCAGAGAUGGUUGGAAGGGUUUUGGGGGCAGCCUCUUGGAGGCAAAUAAAGGCAGAAGUGGAAGGGAUGCGGGUACUGGUGGAUGCCCGAGACAAACUUGGCGUUUCCUGGCAGAACUCAGAGAACGAGAAGCAUGGCAUGUUUGUGAUGUCCUUUGAGAACAAAGCAGGCAUGCCCGUCGAACCCUGUACCUUUCAGCUAUACGUCCCGGCCCUGCAGGCGCUCUGGAAUGACAGUGGCAUCCAGGAAGCCUACGGGCGACGGAGUGAGUUUCAGCUGAGUGAAUCAGUGAAAUAUUUCCUGGACAACUUGGAUCGGAUUGGCCAACUGAGUUAUCUACCAAGCCGUCAGGACAUCCUAUUGGCCAGGAAGGCCACCAAGGGAAUUGUGGAGCAUGAUUUUAUCAUUAAGAAGAUCCCUUUUAAGAUGGUAGACGUGGGUGGCCAGCGCUCUCAGAGACAGAAAUGGUUUCAGUGCUUUGAUGGCAUCACCUCCAUCCUCUUCAUGGUGUCCUCCAGCGAGUAUGACCAGGUGCUGAUGGAAGACCGGCGCACUAACCGCCUGGUGGAGUCCAUGAACAUCUUUGAGACCAUAGUCAACAACAAGCUCUUUUCCAAUGUGUCCAUAAUCCUCUUCCUCAACAAGAUGGACCUUCUGGUGGAGAAGGUACGCAAAGUCAGCAUUUGCAAGCACUUUUCCGACUUCCGGGGAGACCCUCACCGACUGGAGGACGUGCAGGCUUAUCUAGUGCAGUGCUUCAACCGCAAACGUCGCAACCGCAGCAAGCCACUUUUCCACCACUUCACCACUGCCAUUGACACUGAGAACAUUCGCUUUGUCUUUCAUGCUGUCAAAGAUACAAUUCUUCAGGAGAACCUUAAGGACAUAAUGUUGCAGUGACAUUCACAGUACUUUCAUCUGUUUUUGCCAUUAUUUGAGUCCUAUCGCAGGAGGAUGUGCCAUCUGGACUGAAAAAAAUCUGGUGCAAAAUGUACUUUGCAUCAUGUGUAGCUUAUCAAGUACUCCAUUAUAUGAGAGACAUGACAUUCAUACAACAAAUUGAAUGAAUCUCUCUGUCAUCACUCAUUUUAAUUUCGUCCUGUGAAACAGGAAGUUUGAAGACACCUUGGAUGGUGGAAAAGCCAAGAACAUUUGAGGGGAGUACAGUUUGUUAAUGCAAAGAAAAAAUGAAGCAUGGUAGUCAAUCAUUUUAGAGUAUUUCCACCUCUUUUCUUAAGGUUUAACUCAAACAAUGCACAAUAACUUUAUUUCGGCUCAUCUCCCAAAUAACAUCCUAAAAAUAAAUGGCAAACCUGCACUGAACAUCCUACUUGGUACAAGUAGUUCAUUUCGUGUCAUUUGACAGGACUAUUUUUGAUAUAAUCUAACAUUUAAAUCACAUUUUGCUUUAUCUAUACUUGUGAGUUUAUAGAUUACAUGCAAAAUUCUCAUUAACAACUAAGCAGGGUUUUUGUACAUAGAGUGAAUAGCGGCUUUUGUACAUCUUAACUGUCUGCUUUUAUUUGUCUCUUCACGGUAAGCUACAAGCUUUGAAAUUUAGAGUAGGGUCAAAUCACUGGUUAUGCCUAACACCACUAACUUAAGAUGAAUAAUGCAUUAAUGGUAUUCUUUAAAUGUCAUUAUUGCACAGCAUAUGUACUUUAGGAGUAUUCAUAUGAUGUAAAGUCUCUCGAAAACCUGUGUAGUUGUUCAUGAUUCUACAAAGAGAAUUACAGAGGGAGUCAACCUGAUGCUGUUCAGUUAUACCAUCAGCAGAUGUAAAGAUCUUAGUUCUUCCUUGAAUUCAGCCAGAGACUGAGCUUUAUUCUCCAGGUCUUGUUGAAUGUGCUUUUGGUUUUAGCUGAUGUGGCUGCAAGAGUCCCAGGUUGCGUUCCCGGACGAGCCCCCAAUCUGUUGCACCCAUGUUGCGGUCUAUUCUUUUGAGCUACUUCAUGAACAGGGUGUGAAGUGACUUCCCUGAGACUUCUGCUAAUGCUGAGGAGCGUUUGUUGUUGGUGGUGGCACAAUUUAAUCUGCUUUUGUCACCAGAGGUAGUCGCUGACUCACAGUUUCCUCGGAGGGCGAGCAGUUUCAAUUUCAGUGCAGGUGUCCGCUUUUCAAUUUUUUUUUCUGUUGUUUUGACAGCUUAUGAAAUAGUUUUCAAGUUUUGAAAAGAGCAUCAAAAGAGCUCUUUUCUUGAAUUCUUUCUGUUUUAUGUACUGCAGUGGACACUGUGGCUCAUUUCUAUUACAAAGCAACAAUGACAAUGUUUCUCUGUGCCCUAAAGGGGCCAUUUAAAUUCUGUCCUUCCUUGUAAUCACCGCGUUGGCAGGAAGGGAUUUGAUUUAAGAAAUUGGACACACCCUGAACCUUUGUCCCUGACAGCUCUUCCCUGUGGGAGCAACAUGUGCAUUUACUGGAAGAUCUCUGGCUCUUGUGCACAUAAAGAAGCGGGAUAGAUUAUUUAAUUCAAGGCUGUGUUCAUCCUUGUUUCCUCUUUUAAGACCGUAAAUCCAUUGGGAGAGUUUAAAAGUGAAAUAGCGGAAAAGAAACAAAACACAGACAAAGGCUAUUAAAACUCAUAAUCAAGAUAAGCAUAUGGCGUGUACUUAAUUUGAUAUAAAUUAUAUUUGGAGAAUAAUAAACAGGGAAACUAUUUCCAGUUGCGAUUUUAAUCUGCUGAAGAUGAUUUAGCUACAGUAUUUACAUUACAUUUGCUGCUCUGGUGUUUUGUCCCACUUCGGAUGUCAUGAGUGUCACUGUUAACAUGAUGUCUACUUCAAAACUCCUCUCAGAGUUUUACUGUACUUUUUUCCACUUUAAUUUUCUGCUUCCCUAAUGUUUUACAUAUCCAGUGAUUGUAAAAAGUGUGAAAUUCCAGAUUAACUGCAUUAUGUGUGUUUUGUAUAUAAGAACUGUAUAAAUACAAUAAAAAUGUUAAGGUAU